Molecule: messenger RNA, 1297 nt
Organism: Gavia stellata (red-throated loon)
Lineage: Eukaryota; Metazoa; Chordata; Aves; Gaviiformes; Gaviidae
Gene: DNAJB5
Product: DnaJ heat shock protein family (Hsp40) member B5
Exons: 4
Coding region: 115-1158 (347 amino acids)
Biological process (GO): negative regulation of transcription by RNA polymerase II
Cellular component (GO): cytosol
Molecular function (GO): protein-folding chaperone binding
Source: RefSeq, a predicted model, not a curated record
CCUCCGGUGGGAAGCGUGGACUGGAGCCGGCUCUGGUGCUGCUGGCCGGUGGGACGUGGGGAGCAUCGGCUCCGCAAUAAGAAUAAGUACUCGGCUCCCGGCAGUGUCGCCGUCAUGGGGAAGGACUAUUACAAGAUUUUGGGCAUCCAGACCGGCGCCAAUGAGGACGAAAUCAAAAAAGCCUAUCGGAAAAUGGCCCUGAAGUAUCACCCCGAUAAGAAUAAAGACCCCAACGCCGAGGAGAAGUUCAAGGAGAUCGCGGAGGCUUACGACGUCCUGAGCGACCCCAAGAAACGAGCCAUUUACGACCAAUAUGGGGAGGAAGGUCUCAAAACUGGAGGUGGCUCUUCAGGUGGCUCAGGGAACACUUUCCACUACACCUUCCACGGAGAUCCCCACGCCACCUUUGCGUCCUUCUUUGGAGGCUCCAAUCCUUUCGAUAUCUUUUUUGCUAGCAGCCGCUCCCGGGUGUUCAAUGGCUUUGACCAGGAAGACAUGGAUAUCGAUGACGAUGAUGACCCUUUCAGUGCCUUCGGCCGGUUUGGCUUCAACGGCAUUAACGGGGUUCACCGGCGGCACCAAGAGUCCCUGCACACACGGAGGAAGGUCCAAGACCCACCCGUCAUCCAUGAGCUCAAGGUGUCCCUGGAAGAGAUCUACCAUGGCUCCACAAAGAGGAUGAAGAUCACUCGCAGAAGGCUCAAUGCUGAUGGCCGGACCAUGCGGACUGAGGACAAGAUCCUAAACAUUGUCAUCAAACGAGGUUGGAAGGAGGGAACCAAAAUCACAUUCCCCAAAGAAGGGGACGCCACCCCGGACAACAUCCCUGCCGACAUCGUCUUCAUCCUCAAGGACAAGCCUCACGCGCACUUCAAGAGGGACGGGACGAACGUGGUCUACACAGCAAACAUCAGUCUUAAAGAGGCCUUGUGUGGCUGCACCGUGAACAUUCCCACCAUCGACGGGCGGGUGAUCCCGCUGCCCUGCAACGAUAUCAUCAAGCCGGGGACAGUGAAGAGACUGCGCGGGGAGGGGCUGCCCUUCCCCAAGGCCCCCAGCCAGCGAGGAGACUUGAUCGUGGAAUUCAAAAUCCGCUUCCCAGACAGAAUAGCUCCCCAGACGAGACAGAUCCUCAAGCAGCACCUCCCGUGCUCCUAGAGCCUGGGGACUCUCCUCCAAGCAGCAAUACUCCAAACGCACGUGCCGCAGCACUCGGCCCGCAUGGAGCAGAGGUGCCACAGCACUUUCAAAUGCAAAAAAAAAACCAACCCCUCACACCAUUUCCCUUCCCCCAAAA